CCGCGGCCUGCGCGGUCCCGCGGUGUCAUGAGCCAUGGAGCCGGGGCGCCAGACGCUGCCGCUGGAGAACGCCUCCAUCCUCUCCGAGGGCGCUCUGCAGGACGGGCACCGCCUCUGGAUCGGCAACCUCGACCCCAAGAUCACCGAAUACCACCUUCUCAAACUCCUUCAGAAGUUUGGCAAAGUAAAGCAAUUUGACUUUCUUUUUCACAAGUCUGGUGCUCUGGAGGGGCAGCCGAGGGGUUACUGUUUUGUGAACUUUGAAACCAAACAGGAAGCAGAAAAGGCGAUCCAGUGUCUCAAUGGGAAGCUGGCCCUUUCCAAGAAAUUGGUGGUGCGGUGGGCACAUGCGCAAGUCAAGAGAUAUGAUCACAAUAAAAAUGAGAAGAUCCUUCCCAUCAGUCUGGAGCCAUCUUCCAGCACGGAGCCGCCCCAGUCUAACCUAAGUGUCAGUGCAAAAAUAAAGGCCAUUGAAGCCAAGCUGAAAAUGAUGGCAGAAAAUCCAGAUGCGGAAUACCCUGCGGCACCUGUUUAUUCUUACUUCAAACCACCGGAUAAGAAAAGGACUACUCCUUAUUCCAGAGCUGCCUGGAAAUCUAGAAGAUGAUGCUUAUGAAUGGAUAAUGGUAGCAAGAAACACUGCUUUGUACACCUGGAGUCCUCCAAUGCUUCUGUACUUCGUAGAGUGAGAAGGAUACUGCCACCUGAGCACAACACCGCUGUCCGUGGCACAGUGUUCUCUAACACCUUAGGUGGUCUGCUGAACACUCCUUACUGCCAGUGCAGCUUCACAGCUGAACGCUGUUCAGAAAAGUAGGUUCCAUUCAAAGCCUCUGAUGAACACGCAGACAACCUCUCGUUAGUGUGCAUUCAUUAGCAAGAUUAGAAACAGUAACCAGUGUAUGGAGUAAAGCACAUCCAAAAAUACUCCAUUUAACUGAUUACUUUUUAAAGUAUUUUUGAACAAAAAGUAUUCCGAUUCGUGUUUUUAAUGGAGGGGAAGCACUUGGUUUUGAUUAACGUUCUGUAGUUACCAUGGAAAACUUUUUCAUCUCAAUAAAAUUCAUUUUAAAUAGAUUUUGCAACACUUUUAGUAACUGUGCAUGCAAUAUUUUUUAUGCACCAAAGCAGUUUUAUUUUGCAUUUCAGUUUGCAGACUUUAAGGUAUGACUUUAUGGUAUGAUAACCUUAAGAUAAGUCAUGACACAGCACGGGGAUUUUCAGUGUCAUUUAGGCUGUAGGUGUGUGCCUCCGUGUAGGAAUUAGCGUAUUUACACGCCACUGAGGCCUGUGCUGUGCCGUAAGCUUCAGAGCCAGCCGCGGCAUAUCUAAUGUUUGCGUUCAGUAAUCCCCGUCAGUGGUAGCUCUUCAUAAACCAGAUGUGGCAGCGUGAGAAUAACCCUGCAGCCUCGGAGACAUCUGUCAAGCACAUGACCUCGGCGUCUGCCCACCAACCGGUCCAGCUUCUGGCUGUCACUGGCUGGUAGAGGCGGUCGGUUGCCUCUUGGUGUAAAGUGGCACAAGUGUUUGUGGCGAAAUGGUUCCGCUGCGUGCUGAGGAGGAUUACCUGCACCAGGCGCUUAAUUGACAGGUUUAAUGGAUGGCAUUUCACUUAAACCAUUCGAUCUGCAGCACGUUCUUCUCCCUAAACGUUACCUGCAAAAUAGAAAUCUGAGGGGAAAAAACACUGUCUGGCAGCGUUUUCUCCUCAUACACACAGUGUGUACUGUGUGAGGGGGAUGCUGGAGAACGACUGCGCUCGGGUCCAGGACGUAACGGUCUGGUUUUGCCGAUGUCUGCUCUCUCCAGCUCUUUCCAUGCUGGAUCUUUACCUCAUCGGUCGCUCUUGAGUUGCUUCCCCAAGCUGGUUAACAGUGGUCUCAAACAAGAGGAGGAGAAUAAUUCUGACACAGCCCCUGGUUUCUGUACGCAGGUGUUGCUCGCUGGCAUAGCAAAGUAAGGUUUGUGUUCCUGAAGCGGCACACCUACCUCCAAGCAGAGCACGCUUCCUGCUUCCGAACCGAGCAUCUGGAGUGGAGCUGUGCGUGUGUACAAUGGAUGGAUUGUUAAAAACCUGAAUUGUUCAAAAGUAGGUCUCGUGCUGUUAGAUAUUUGCUUUCUAGUUUUUUGGGUACCUGAGUAAAGAGAAAAGUAGUGUCACUGGAAGUUUGUACCCCUAUGAAUGUCAAUAACACCCAUUUCCAUUCCUCUGUGAGCAGCCUGUGUUUUGUUCUUGCGUGGUCUAACGUUUGUAGUCCUCUGGAUCUGUAUCUGCGUUAUUUAGAACAGCAAUCAUUUCUAUUUCUGUUAGGAAUUUAGAAAAUACCUAGAUUCAAAUCGGGUUUGUGGUUGUGUUCCCGUCAGAAACAUACUUUGAUAUUUAUUUGUAUUUAAAUGCAAUUUGUUGAAAUUCUUACGGCUCUAAAUAAACAUUUUAAAUGCA
Gavia stellata (red-throated loon) is the source of this 2443-nucleotide messenger RNA. It is a transcript of the gene RBM18, whose product is annotated as RNA binding motif protein 18. Gene Ontology annotation, molecular function: RNA binding. NCBI's taxonomy places the organism in Eukaryota, Metazoa, Chordata, Aves, Gaviiformes, Gaviidae. The record is from RefSeq and is a predicted model, not a curated record. The transcript has 6 exons. Bases 35 to 607 code for a protein of 190 amino acids.